This is a messenger RNA of Thelazia callipaeda (thelaziosis nematode), 1454 nucleotides long. The record is from the annotation of a GenBank genome assembly. Lineage: Eukaryota; Metazoa; Nematoda; Chromadorea; Rhabditida; Thelaziidae.
AUGGAAUCAUUUGAUGCACAAAAAAUCAAAAAUAAUGUAAAAUGGCUAUCAGAAAAAGUUCACGUCGCAGGCACCAAAGAAAAUGCUGAGCUGAUGAAAAAAAUUGCUUCUGAAUAUGAAUCAUAUGGAUAUGAUGUGAAAACAUACAGCUAUAAAGUACUGUUGAAUUAUCCUAAUUAUGAGAAGCCAAAUCAGAUUGAAGUAGAAAUGACUGAUAAAAGUUGGAAAAUGCUAAGUAAUGGCUUAGGUGAAAGAGUUGGCCCAAAAGAAGCGCUUGAACAACAAAAAGAUGCUCGUGGAUUAUUGUACUGGACGGCUUACUCAGCAAAUGGAACAGCACUAGGCCCCGUGGUUUACGUUAAUUACGGAAUUCAAGAUGAUUACGUACGACUGGAGAAGCAAGGAAUAUCCAUAAAGGGUAAAAUAGUACUGUGUCGUUAUGGUGCCUUAUUUCGAGGUGAUAAGGUACAACUUGCUGUACAACGUGGUGCUAUUGGAAUGAUAUUGUACAGUGAUCCUUUUGAUUACAAAAGUGGAGGAAGCGAUGGAAAAGUAUUUCCGCAUGAAAUUUGGUUGCCAGACUCAGGUGCGCAACGUGGCACAUUGUUAAAAACAGAUGGCGAUCCAGAAACACCCUUAGUACCAUCUAGAUAUUACACAUAUCGUACGGAAACAGAAGAAACUUUACGCUCACAACAUAUCUUACCAUCAAUUCCUGUAAUGCCAAUUGGUUAUAGAGAUGCAAAAAAAAUAAUGGAAAACCUUGAUGGACCUGAAGUUCAAUUUCAUGAUUGGAUAGGUUCUAUGAAUAUCACAUAUCGUACUCAUGGAUCAGCAAUUUUUCGACUUACUGUGCAUUCCACUUUUACGCAUCGCGUCGUAAAGAACGUAAUAGCCACAUUGUUCGGGCGAAAUGAGCCUGACCGUUACGUAUUGUUCAGUAAUCAUUAUGACGCUUGGGUUAAAGGAGCGAUAGAUCCACUGUCAGCUACAGCAACAAUGUUAGAAAUAGCGCGUGUGCUAUCAGAAAUUAACCGUUUAACAAACUGGCGUGCACGCCGUACAAUAAUGUUCUGCUCAUGGGAUGCUGAAGAAUUUGGACUCAUUGGUACAGAAAGUAGCACAGAAUGGGUGGAAGAACUCAUGAAACCACUGCAACAACGAGCAGUUGCCGUGAUAAACGUUGAUAACAUUAGUGGAAAUACAUCGUUAUCAGUUAAAGCUGUACCAUUACUUUAUCGCGUGAUCGUGAACGCUGCUGCCAAGGUCAGAAGUCCAAAUGUGUUGGAGCACAAAGCAGAUCGUAAAACUUUAUUAGAUUCUUGGAAAUUUUAUGAUCCCAAAGGCCCAAUCAGCGGUGAUCGUUCAAUCCCGAGUAUUAGUGUACCUACAAGUGGAUCUGAUUUUCAGGUAUUUUUUCAUAUAACUUAUCAUUUUUUGCUUACUUUUUAGAU